CAUAGAUUAUAUAUCUUGGAGAACACACCAACCAAGGAACUAAACUCCAAAUAUUUAUGGCUCUAUAUAAUAUAAUCUCAGCUAAGCUGGUUCAAAAUUUCAACCAAAUUUUUUGUCUUUCUUCUUCUUCUUCUUCUUCUUCUUCUUAUCUAGCUAGCUAUAUGAUCAGUAAUUACACUGGUAUUCUACCAGAGGGCCUAUGGCCAGGAGAGGCAUCACCAGAGUGGCUGAACAAAGGAGACAACGCAUGGCAGCUGACGGCAACCACCAUGGUGGGCAUGCAGAGCGUUCCAGGGCUGGUGAUACUGUACGGCAGCAUGGUGAAGAGGAAAUGGGCUGUGAACUCAGCCUUCAUGGCCCUCUAUGCCUUUGCCAUGGUGCUGUUAUGUUGGGUCCUCUGGGCUCAUCACAUGUCCUUUGGCUCAAGGUUGACCCCUUUUGUGGGGAAUCCAGGGUUGGCACUGAGUGAGAAGUUUCUACUGAGGCAGUCAAAGCUUGGGCUUGUCCCAAUGGCUGACUAUGUGUAUUAUCAGUUUGUUUUUGCUGCCAUUACAGUGAUUUUGCUUGCAGGGUCUUUGCUUGGGAGGAUGAACUUCUAUGCUUGGAUGAUGUUUGUUCCACUUUGGCUUACUCUGUCUUAUACUGUGGGAGCUUUUAGUGUUUGGGGUGGUGGGUUUCUUGAGGAUGUCAUUAUUGAUUAUGCUGGUGGUUAUGUUAUUCAUCUCUCCUCUGGUGUGGCUGGUUUCACUGCUGCUUAUUGGGUGGGUCCUAGGUUAUCGGACGACAGGAGACACUUUCCCCCAAACAACAUAAUUCACAUGUUGGGAGGUGCAGGGUUUCUAUGGCUGGGCUGGGCAGGCUUCAAUGGUGGUUCUCCAUUUGCAGCUGACUUGAUAGCAUCACUAGCCAUUCUCAACACCCAUAUCUGUGCUGCCACCAGCCUCUUGAUCUGGGUUUCCAUGGACAUGAUUGUCUACAAGAAAAGUUCUGUGGUUGGAGCUGUUCAGGGCAUGAUCACUGGCCUGGUCUGUAUCACCCCUGGUGCAGGGAUUGUGGAUCCAUGGGCAGCUGUUAUAAUGGGAAUAUUGUCUGGUUCAAUACCAUGGUAUACAAUGAUGGUUUUGCAUAAAAGAUCAGUGAUCUUCCAAAGUGUGGAUGACACAUUAGGGGUCUUCCAUACACACGCCGUAGCUGGCCUCUUGGGUGGCCUCCUCUCCGGCAUCUUUGCUCGAACCAAUCUUCUAAAAAUGAUGUAUGGUUCGAGUGUGUCGUUUGCUGUCUCCAGAGGAAAACCAGGAGGCUGGUUCAAACAGUUGGGAUAUCAGCUGGAAGGAGCUCUUUUCAUAACAGUUUGGAAUGUAGUCAUUACCACCUUGAUUUGUCUCUUGAUCAGUAGGGUAGUUGAUCUGAGGAUGAAUGAGGAGGAUUUGGAGAUCGGUGACGAUGCUGUGCACGGCGAAGAAGUAUAUGCUCUUUGGGGUGACGGUGAAAGAGCGCCGAGCUCACGUCGGCGCUGGCAAAUGCACCCCAGAAUCCCUUCUAUCGUCUGCCUGCGCGGCAAUUGA
Humulus lupulus (European hop) is the source of this 1565-nucleotide messenger RNA. Its product is annotated as ammonium transporter 2 member 3-like. Gene Ontology annotation, biological process: ammonium transmembrane transport. The transcript is spliced from 3 exons. The record is from RefSeq and is a predicted model, not a curated record. The coding region runs from base 57 to 1565 and encodes 502 amino acids. Lineage: Eukaryota; Viridiplantae; Streptophyta; Magnoliopsida; Rosales; Cannabaceae. Gene Ontology annotation, molecular function: ammonium channel activity. Gene Ontology annotation, cellular component: plasma membrane.